Molecule: messenger RNA, 1644 nt
Organism: Pyricularia pennisetigena
Lineage: Eukaryota; Fungi; Ascomycota; Sordariomycetes; Magnaporthales; Pyriculariaceae
Exons: 3
Coding region: 1-1644 (547 amino acids)
Biological process (GO): peptidyl-arginine methylation
Cellular component (GO): nucleus
Molecular function (GO): protein-arginine N-methyltransferase activity
Source: RefSeq, a predicted model, not a curated record
AUGCCGGACUCUAUCUCAUCCAGCAGCUCGGACUCGGGCAGCGAGUCGGGCUGGGUCGACGCCGAAAACGAGGUCGAAGAUGGGCCUACCAUCAUCUCGCUGCUCGAUGACCAGACUUUUAGCGAUGCCUUGUCCAUGGUGAACUACUGCAAGGAGAAAGGCUUUGACUUUUUGGCGACGCGCGACCGGCUAGGACUGGAUUUUUACGGGUGCAUUAAGCUCAUCAACUUUGUCCGUCAGAAAGUCCACGAGAACACACAACUGCCCAGAGAAAUCACAAAAGAGGACCUUGAGGACGACAAGUACCUCAAGCCCGUCCUGGACGACGAUGCAUUUAUCAUAUGCCUCGACGACCUCCCCGAGCCGUCACCAACCGCCACUGGCACGGCAGCAACCCCUGCGGGAGAUGCUGAGGACCUGAGGGCCAAGAACUCGGAGCUGCAGGCCGAACUGGACAAGCUUGCGCGCCAGUUUGCCGACUACCGGCUCGCCGUGCAACAGACGCUCGACCAGCGCUGGGGCGAGGAUGACGCUCCCAAUGCUACCGCUGAUGGUGCUGGUGCAUCUUCGUCGGCAGAUGGUGCCGUUGAGAAGCCCAAGGAUGAUUCCAAGUACUACUGGGAGUCGUAUGCACACAACGAGAUCCACGAGAUCAUGCUCAAAGACACAGUUCGCACCGAGGCGUACCGUGACUUUAUCUACAAUAACAAGCACCUCUUCAAGGACAAGGUGGUGCUCGACAUUGGUUGCGGCACGGGCAUCCUAAGCAUGUUUUGCGCGCGGGCGGGCGCAAAGCUCGUCGUGGCCGUCGACAACUCUGACAUCAUCGACAAGGCGCGCGAGAACAUCUUCAACAACGGCCUCGGAUCCACCAUCACCUGCCUCAAGGGCAAGGUCGAGGAAGUGGUCCUCCCCGUGCCCCAGGUCGACAUCAUCGUCAGCGAGUGGAUGGGCUACUGCCUGCUGUACGAGGCCAUGCUCCCCAGCGUGCUGUGGGCGCGGGACCGCUACCUCAAGCCCGACACGGGCCUCGUCGUGCCCAGCCACGCCAGCAUGUGGGUCGCCCCCUUUGCCGACCAGGACUGGGUCGACGACCACGUCACCUUUUGGCGCGACGUCUACGGCUUCGACAUGCACGCCAUGCAGGAGGGCAUCUGCCUCGACAGCCACAUCGAGGUCGUGCCUUCGUCUUCGGUCGCCGGCGAACCCUCCAUGUUCCGCAUGCUGGACCUGCACACGUGCACCACGGCCGACCUGGUUUUUGACGUGCCCUACCGCUCCGUGGCGACCCGCGACGCCGACCGCCUCGACGGCUUCCUGAUCUGGUUUGACAUCUUCUUCGCCACCGACAGAAACCCCAAGGCCGUCGAGCCCGCAGACGUUACGGCCGCGGCAUGGUCGGAGGGCGGGAAGCGCGAGGACCGCAUCGCCUUCACCACGGGUCCGUUUGGCAAGCCCACGCACUGGAAGCAGGGCAUCCUGCCCAUCAAGCAGGAGGCGGCGCCGGUGAAGCUCGUCAAGGGGCGGGUCAUCGAGGGUAACCUUGCGCUCACGAUACCAAAGGACAACCCGCGCGGGCUGAUGCUCAAGGUCACGUGGAAUGGUGAUGAUGGCAAGGUUCAAGAGCAGUCGUGGGAGUGCUGA